Seminavis robusta is the source of this 1575-nucleotide messenger RNA. The record is from the annotation of a GenBank genome assembly. Lineage: Eukaryota; Bacillariophyta; Bacillariophyceae; Naviculales; Naviculaceae.
AUGACUGGUGGAAGCGUUUGUUGUUCUGUGGAUACAAAGAGCACGGGAGGAGACAUGGCCAAGUCAACGAAUUCGGGACAUUCAGGAGGGGAUGACAGCCUUGGAUCAUUGCCAGAAACUGUCAAGGCUUUGUUUGUGGACGAAGCAAGGGAACCAGCGAACCGGACGACGAGUGGAGAGAAGUCACCCAAGAAGAAUACCAUACUUUCAGUCGACGAGGCCACUCGACGAGACUUGAUCAACUCCAUCACUACAACGGUCGAAGAAUGGGAUGCCCAGGAAGCUGCAGCGGCAAAAAGGCCAGCCAACAGAUACUCCCCGCCAACCCAUGGCAAGCCACCGUUGCGAGGGAAAAUCCAGGAAGCUCUCCUCGGUUCCAGCACAGGUGAUCGGUACAAGCCACUCAGUUCAGUCCAUUCGCAUUCAAGAGGAAACUACGACCCAAACACCAACAGCGAAGAGACACCUUCCAAGAGAGACGACAUUUACAGCUUGACCGAGAGCCAAAGGCCUACUGCAUCUUCCGCCGACGAGAGUGAAUAUGCUUGCAAACCUCAACCCCACGAAGAUUCUGCGGCUUAUUGUGGAACUAGACUGGGUAAGAAGGAUAAAGAAGAGCCACUGAGUGCCGUCCUUCGCAAGUACCAAUAUCCUAGGAACAACCAAAGUGCCAAUGCAUGGGCUGCAGAGCAAGCUCAAAGAACUUCCAGGCUUUUCUUGCGCAUGUCCCGACAAGUGAGAUAUGGACGUCGAGGUAGCCUCCCGACGCCUCAUCGACGCAAUCGGAUCAAACUGCACAUCUAUGACUUGAUUCCAUCAGAAACGGUCAUGCAGUUGCCUUGGGGUUGCUUCAUCCCCAUUGGAAAGUGCUUCGAUGUCGUCAACUCGUCGCUGCAUUCAAUGGGAACAGGGGCUUAUCAUGUUGGAGUGGAAGUCAAUGGAAUCGAAUACAGCUACGGGGCGACUUCCUUGCCUCGUGUCAGUGGAGUCUUCUCGUGCAUGCCAAAGCGAUCCCCGGGUUACCAGUAUCGAACAACCAUCGAUUUCGGUGAAAGGACUUUGGUCAAAAAGUCCUGGGUGUGCGCGGAAAGUUCUAUUGAUACCACAAGUGCAGACAGCCAAGCUCCCACUUACCAGGAAGUUGAGCGCUUUGUAGAGGGUCGAGAAGUCAUUAAGGAAAUGGCAUGUGAAUACAUGGGAAUUGACUACGACUUGCUCCGGAAAAACUGCGUGACCUUUGCCAUUGAUGCUUGCCGCAAGCUUGGUGUCAAAGACGAAGAAAUCCCAACUUGGUUCCGAAACCUCUGCGAAAGCGGUGCAUUGACUCAGGACGUGGCCAUGCAGACGGUGGAGCCAAUUCAAAACAUUUUCUCUGCUUGUGAAGACUAUGGAGACUUUGCCGAGAAGACACUCGAAGAUGGAUUCGAGGUCAUCACUAAAGCGCCCGCGGAAGGUGGUAGUGGAGGAGGCAUGAAAACUGUCGUCAUGGUGAUCGAUUCCGUUGAGUGCAAUGCUUAUCAUUGUAUCGACUGUCCAACUGUUGGCGUGAGGAGAACCCUAAGUUGGACUUAUUGA